AUGCCAGUAACACGUACAACGCGCAGCGGCAGAUUCAACUCCAGUCCAGAAGACGUACUGCCAUUAAAUAAUGGCAAUGAAGCACCACGGCAAAAGACACCCACCAAAAAAUCGCCUGACCGAUCAGAAGGACGAAGCAAGAUGAACGCAGAAUAUAAGGAUUUACUGCUUCAAUUUAUCCAUAUUCUUCAACGAACGGAUAAAGAGGAAUCACUGCAAACAGCCAAUGCCAUCACUUUAAACGACCUACGAUCUAAUCUGGAAGCAGACAAAUAUGCCAAUGUCAGCGAGUUCAAAAACGAGUUGGAUCAGGUAUUCAUCUCUGCUGUACAAGGCUUCCGGCUGGAUCGUACAAAGAUUGCUUACGUGGAGCAACUGUACCGCUACGCCGUAUCGACGCUUCAAUUAGAGACGCGACGUAUGAAACGGAAAUUGAGCCAAACCGGCGACGAUGAUGCCGAUCAAAUCAAAUAUGAUGAAUCCAUAGCGCCUAGGAAAGCGCUUUUCCGAUCAACCCCCGACGGCUUUGUAUUUACGGAUGCCACCAUAUGCGCAAACGAUACCGAGAAUCACGCCCAAAUCUUACCUGCCAAUGUUGAAGAAAUGUUGAUUCAUUCUACACCCGCUGACAUGUACGAGGUCCCAACACUAAGGAGUACAGUCGCUUUACCGCCUCGAUUCCCGCCAAAGACAUUCAAACAUGAAGAUAAACCUGUGAUUGGAAUACAAUGGUUGGACUAUGGCGCUUUUUCAAGCUUUGCCCCUGCCUGCGAUUCGCGCAAUGCCAAUGUCUCUUAUGAAAGCACUUACAUGGGACGCGCAGCAAAACGAUUUAAAAAGUGGGAACGAAAGCAACGUAAUCUGCAAAAGCAAGGAAAAUUACCUCUUUUACCGAAACACGCGUCGCCAACGACAUCGACACCUCACAGUAAUGACAGCCCAAAUAGCGAUAAAGAAGGUGACGCUAAUGGUGAACUCGACACGGCGUGGCUCAAGCAGCAGGAUCUUGAUGUCGACACCAUUCUUCAUGUUGCUGAGGGAAAAUCAGCCAAAGUGGAUGACGUGAUUGUGCCUGAUCCUGCAAACGUUGAAGCGAUAUUGGAAAGAAACAAUCAACUUUUAAGACAGCUAUUGCAAAGACAAGAACAUCGAUUCAGUUUGGGAGAUGUUCAAUGGACGAACAUUGAUGACACAGAAUUGGAGACCGCUAAAGUGUUGCAAUCCAAGAUUUCGGAGCUGAUGGCCAAGGUUCCACCCAAAGAUCUUAUUACGCCGGACGAGAUCCAAUCGGCUAUGGAGCGAUUACCGUUACUGGAGACUGCUUACAGAGGCAAUCUUCCACCCAACAAAAUCUUUGCGUUCCCAACCACGGACAAAAUCGAACCUUUACCACCAUAUGCCAAUAUCACACCGACAUAUCAAAAAGAACGAUGGCGACUCAUUGAUGUCGGACCUAUUCCACCUCGAUCCAACACCACCACCACCACCACCCACUCUCCUGCAGGGCCGGUUCCAUCUCCAUCCUUUGCGCAGCAACCGUCAUCCCAACCCCAACCCAGUUUCAUGAACAGUGCCGUGCCUUACUUGACGCAGCAGCAAGUUCGUCGCAAUUCGGGUGCCAACAUGAUUUCACCCAGUCCUUUAUCCCAGGUCAUGUAUCAAUCAUCUGCCUUUUCUCCAGGCGCCAUGCCCACUCCUCCUAGAUAG
Messenger RNA from Radiomyces spectabilis, 1707 nucleotides. RefSeq lists its product as uncharacterized. The record is from RefSeq and is a predicted model, not a curated record. The transcript is spliced from 6 exons. Bases 1 to 1707 code for a protein of 568 amino acids. Lineage: Eukaryota; Fungi; Mucoromycota; Mucoromycetes; Mucorales; Radiomycetaceae.